Messenger RNA from Branchiostoma belcheri (Belcher's lancelet), 1271 nucleotides. RefSeq lists its product as uncharacterized. The coding region runs from base 120 to 794 and encodes 224 amino acids. NCBI's taxonomy places the organism in Eukaryota, Metazoa, Chordata, Leptocardii, Amphioxiformes, Branchiostomatidae. The transcript is spliced from 7 exons. The record is from RefSeq and is a predicted model, not a curated record.
UUGACACGCUUUGUUUGCGCUCUCCACGGUAACUCGAGUUGGUCUCCUUUAUCCAGACCCGAGCAGGAUUUCCUUAGGAAGAAGAUUCCUCCACAAGACACAUCUGUUCCAGUAAGACGAUGGGAUACCGAGCGAGAACGGCGUUCGGAUUGGGCGUUACCAUGGUGAUCCUGGGCAUCGUGUCCGUGGCCGUCAGUCUGGUCGCCAUGUUUGUUCCCGUCUUCAAGAUUGCAGUUCACCCGCACAUCGCACUGGGGCUCUACAGUCUGCUCGCCACGGGCAUUGUGGCUAUCAUUGCUGGGUCUUUUGGAAUCGCCAGCGGCAAGACUCCGGACAACGGAUGCCGGAUCACCGGUUUCUUGUCUACAAGCAUCAUGGUCGCCAUCUUGGGCCUGUUCUUCCUCGUGGCGGUCGCCAUCUUGCUUAUCAUCGCUGACGGCUACGGCGCAUGCGCGCUCUUCGGGACAGGAGGUGGUGAUGACGUCACCACUACUGGCGGGGGCUGUACUGCUGUUGUCAACUCCGAUACUACCGUGAACCUUGCCGUGGCCGUGGUGCUGCUGAUCCUGGGUGUUCUGGAGCUGGUGCUGGGCGUGGUGGCCGCCAUCGUCAGCUGUAGGGGGCUGUGCACCGGGUACCAUGGGCACGAGUCGCCUGCUAUCGUGGUGUACAGCGGUAACAAAGCUACAGCCCUGCAGCCUGGCCAACGUGCUGUCCAGCAACCGGACGGUACCAUUGUCAUCGCUAAAACAGCUGCAGAUCAAGCGAAUGUGGGAACAAACGGCAAACAGUAAAGAGAGUCUAGAAGAGGCUACGCAAUUCUUCUUCUACAUGGCUAAUGCAUCUAAAGUAACGCAUCUCCGGCAUUUUGUGCAAAAGGUUUUAUAAAUGUACCGCGCUGUUUUCAAACAAUUUUCUUGUAUAUUCUUACCUGAGGGAUUAACCUGGCGCUAUUGCGAAUUUAGAAUCCUUGUAGUUUUUUCCCUAUUCUAAAUGCAAUGUACUUAUCAAUGUACUUAGCACUCACCGAUUCUAUUAUCAUAACGAGUUCAAGUUAUCAAUUUUAUGUUUUAGGUUAAUAACAAAUUUUAUACAUACAAAUGUAUUUUUCAUUGUAUAUUAUCAAGAGCGCAUGGCAUUUGAUGUCAGUUAUGAUUACUGAAGCCAAAAUGAAUACUGACAUGUACUGAUCUAUUUUAGAUAUAUUUGAUGGUAGUAAUAUAACUCUAGAGUCCAUCUGACAAGAUCUAGAGGGCUACAGUCACGUAGGC